This is a messenger RNA of Sugiyamaella lignohabitans, 6063 nucleotides long. It is a transcript of the gene TOR1, whose product is annotated as phosphatidylinositol kinase-related protein kinase TOR1. The coding region runs from base 1 to 6063 and encodes 2020 amino acids. The transcript has a single exon. Gene Ontology annotation, biological process: protein phosphorylation; TOR signaling; negative regulation of macroautophagy. Lineage: Eukaryota; Fungi; Ascomycota; Dipodascomycetes; Dipodascales; Trichomonascaceae. Gene Ontology annotation, molecular function: protein serine/threonine kinase activity; protein binding; protein-containing complex binding. The record is from RefSeq and is a predicted model, not a curated record. Gene Ontology annotation, cellular component: TORC2 complex; nucleus; TORC1 complex.
AUGCUGGCUGGUGCUGUUGGCCAAACUCUUGCUAAACAUAUUACUAGAGAGAUUUUGGAGCUCAUAUUUGCCAGUGGAUUGAGUGAUGCUUUAGUGCGUUGCUUGACUGAUUUUGUCAUGUAUAUCCCGCCAUUACAAGAUACCAUAAGAGAUAGACUGCUGGAUAUUCUUAGUUUGACUCUAAAUGGUAGCCCUUAUAGGGCCCCAGGAAGCCCAAAUCACAGUCAUAAUAUGAAUGAAACCGCUGCUAGGGAGUAUAGAGAAAUGACUCUGGCCAAAGACGGCUUGUCCUCCGACAUGACUGAGAACCAGCUGAUUACACUAGCACUGACUGUGUUAGGUCUGUUCAAUUUCAAGGGUCGUUCACUCUCUGAUUUUGUCAAAGACUGUGUAAUCAGAUAUAUGGAACACGACGAUCCACAAGUGCGAAAAGCUGCCGCUCUGACUUCUUGCAAGAUUUACACUAAAGACCCUAUUUGUAACCAUGUUAGUAGCAAUGCCUUAAAGUCUGUUGGCAUUGUUAUUGAGCGGUUGCUGACAAUUUCUGUUACUGAUCCUUCGGCUGAGAUUCGAUAUGAAGUGCUAAGUUCAUUAGAUGCAAGACUUGAUCCUCAUCUUUCACAACCAGAAAAUGUCAGACUUCUCUUUAUGGCCUUAAACGACGAAGUAUUCAGUAUCCGUCAAGUAGCGAUAACAGUAAUUGGCCGACUAAGCAGAUGUAACCCGGCAUAUGUUAUCCCGUCUCUUCGAAAAACUUUGAUUCAGCUUCUUACCGAGCUUGAAUACUCUAAUAACCCCAGAAAUAAGGAAGAAAGUGCUAAAUUACUGGCAGCUCUUAUCAGGUCGUCAAAGGGCCUUAUUAAGCCUUAUGUUAAAUCGAUUCUCAAAGUUUUGAUCCCUCGUGCCAGAGACUCGAGCUCCUCAGUUGCUGCCAGCUCAAUCAAGGCCAUUGGUGAAUUGGCUCGUAUUGGUCCAAAACAAAUGGAAGAAUACAUUCCACAGUUAAUGAACUUGAUUUUGGAUACAUUCCAGGACCAGGCAUCACCAGUUAAGAGGGAUGCCGCAUUAAGAACUUUGGGUCAACUGGCAAGUAGCACAGGCUACGUCAUUGAUCCAUUUAUCGACUACCCACAAUUAUUAGGUAUCUUGAUUAAUAUCCUUCGAACAGAGCAAUCGGUACCAAUUCAACGAGAGACUGUCAGAUUACUUGGAAUUUUAGGUGCUCUGGAUCCAUACAAGUAUCGUGAGGUAGUAAGAAAAACCGAAGAUGACGAGGGUGAACGUGAACAAACUCCAAUCGAUAUUAAAUUACUUAUGAAGGGUAUGAGCCCCACAUCAGACGAAUAUUUCCCAACAGUAGUUAUCACAACACUCAUGGGUCUAUUGAAGGAUAGUUCAUUAGUUACCCAUCAUACAAUGAUAGCUCAAGCUAUUUUGUUUAUCUUCAAAUCAUUAGGUUUGAAGUGUGUUCCAUUUUUGAGCCAGAUUAUCCCUGGACUGUUGGGUGUCAUGAGAACGAGCACAAAUACCAUGACCGAGUUCUUUUUUAAGCAAUUGUCAAUUCUCGUCAACGUGGUCAAGCAGCAUAUUCGAACUUAUUUGGAUAGUAUAUUCGCUAUUAUCAAGGAGUUCUUUCCCAUUCCCUCGCUCCAACCCACUAUUUUAAUGCUUAUCGAUUCCAUUUCGCAAGCUUUGGAUGGUGAAUUCAAAAUCUAUAUUCCAUCUUUGUUACCACUGCUAAUCGGAGUGCUCCAAAAUGAUCAACAACAGGUAGGCGGGUCUCUUGAAUCUUCGAUCAAGGUUCUUAAUAGCUUUGUCACCUUCGGGUCGAAUAUUGAAGAAUAUAUCCACCUCAUUAUUCCGACAAUUGUGAAUAGGUUCGAACAUGCCCCGCUGCCAUUGCGAGUUGCUGCUAUUGAAUCAGUUGGUGACCUCUGUCGUACUGUAAAUCUGAAUGAUAUGGCUUCACGUAUAAUUCACCCCUUACUACGUGUUAUUAGAGACGGCAAUGAAGAGCUUAGGAAGGUGUCCGUUGAAACUUUGUCUUCUCUAGCUUACCAAAUGGGAUCGGAAUUCACAGUGUUUAUCGAAGUUAUCAAUCACGAACUAGCCAAAGCAAAGGUACACUCGUCCACAUACGAGAGACUUAUUUCGAAACUGCUCAAUAAUGAGCCAUUACCGCAAAACUUGAAUCCUUUCCGCAAGCGAGACAAGAUGAGAGAUGAAGCUUCACCCGCCGAUGUGCCAUCAAUGAAGCUUCCUGUUAACCAACAGCAACUCAAGUCAGCAUGGGAUACUUCACAACGGUCGACUCGUGAAGAUUGGUAUGAGUGGAUUCGUAAAUUUAGUGUUGAAUUGCUAAAAGAAUCUCCCUCUCAUGCAAUCAGAGCAUGCUCUAGUAUUGCUGGUGUAUACCCACCUUUAGCCCGCGACCUGUUCAAUGCCAGUUUCUUCAGCUGCUGGACCGAACUCUAUGAUCAGUAUAAAGAAGAUCUUGUUAAGCAUAUUGAAGCUGCGCUGACGUCUCCGAAUAUCCCUCCUGAAGUCCUACAAGUCAUCCUAAACCUUGCUGAGUACAUGGAACAUGAUGAGAAACCGCUACCAAUCGACAUCAGAACUUUUGCAAUCUAUGCUCAGAAAUGUCAUGCAUAUGCCAAGGCUCUCCAUUAUAAGGAGCUAGAGUUUAUGACAGAACCUUCGACGCCUACAAUUGAAUCGUUAAUCACGAUUAAUAACCAAUUGCAACAGUCAGAUGCCGCUAUCGGUAUUCUGAAGCAUGCACAACAGCACCACAAUCUACAACUAAAGGAAACCUGGUACGAAAAGUUGCAACGAUGGGAAGAGGCAUUGGCCGCUUAUAGAGCUAGAGAAAAAACUGAACCUGAUUCAAUGGACAUUACCAUGGGUAAAAUGCGUUGCUUGCAUGCAUUGGGAGAGUGGGAGCAGUUGUCACAACUGGCACAAGAGAAAUGGACCAACUCUACGAAUGAGAUCCGUAGAGCAGUCGCUCCUUUGGCAGCCGCUGCCUCAUGGGGUCUUGGUCAAUGGGAAAAGAUGGAUACUUAUAUCUCGGUUAUGAAACCAGAUUCCCCCGAUCGUUCAUUCUUCAACUCUAUUCUGUAUAUUCAUCGUAGCAACUUUGAGGAAGCCUCUCAGCAAAUUCUCAAGGCUCGUGAUCAGCUUAUCACUGAGUUGACUGCACUUGUCAGUGAAAGUUAUAAUCGUGCCUAUGGUGUUGUUGUACGAGUACAGAUGCUCGCAGAACUGGAAGAAAUUAUCACCUAUAAAUUACUUCCAGAUAACGCUGAAGAAAAGGAGACCAUGAGGAAGACUUGGAUGAGACGUCUUAAAGGAUGCCAGCGUAAUGUCGAUAUUUGGCAGAGAAUGCUCAAAGUCCGUGCGCUGGUUGUCAAACCGAAGCAAGAUAUGGACAUGUGGAUUAAGUUUGCUAAUCUAUGUCGUAAAUCCAAUAGAAUGGGCUUAGCAGAGAAGUCGCUAGGAUCUCUACUGGAAAAAGAAGAUGGCGAUCACAGUUCUUCACGAGGCGGUGCACCUCCACAGGUUGUAUAUGCCCAAGUUAAAUACUUAUGGGCAACUGGAAGCCACAGAGAAGCUCUUAAUUGCUUGUUGGAGUUUACCAGUCGCAUGGCAGAAGAUCUUAACCUGGGUAGUAAUGAUGAUCUCAUAUCACAGCCAUUACCAUCAGAGAGACCGGGAGCCACAGAGGAAACUGAGCAGUAUACCAAACUUCUUGCGAGAUGUUUCUUGAAGCAAGGUGAAUGGCAAGUUAAACUAAUUCCGAAUUGGAAAACUGAUGACAAAGACGCAGUUCUGGGUGCUUAUCUUCUUGCUACCCAUUUCGAUCGCAAAUGGUAUAAAGCUUGGCAUAGUUGGGCUCUAGCGAAUUUCGAUGUUGUGUCGAUGCACGAAAGUUUGAAAAUGCAAUCCACUCAAGCAAUAGCUGCUGCUCUUGCAAAUCCCAGUGCAGGACCCCCUCCACUACCUUAUGAACCACCAAAAGAUCUUGUGCAGCGACAUGUCGUGCCAGCUCUUCGCGGUUUCUUCCAUUCUAUCUCAUUAUCAGAUCAGAAGGCACUCCAAGACAUUUUAAGAUUGCUCACCUUGUGGUUCAAAUAUGGUGGAGUAGUAGAAGCUGCUUCCGCUAUGACUGAAGGGUUUGCAAUGAUCAAGGUAGAAGUGUGGCUGGAAGUUGUACCACAGUUGAUUUCUCGAAUUCAUCAACCAGAUCCCACUGUCAGUAAAACUCUUCAUGGCCUUCUUAAUGAGCUUGGUAAGAAACAUCCACAAGCUUUGGCAUAUCCAUUGACUGUUGCCAUCAAAUCGGAUAGUGUUUCCCGCCAAAAGGCCGCGUCUACUAUUCUUGAUAAGAUGAGAGCACACAGUGCAGUUUUAGUUGAUCAGUCUGAACUAGUAAGUUUUGAACUUAUUAGAGUUGCAGUUCUUUGGCAUGAACAAUGGCAUGAGGGCUUGGAAGAUGCUUCAAGAUAUUUCUUUGGAGAGCAUAACAUUGACAAAAUGUUUGCUACGUUGGAACCGCUCCACAGAGCUCUUGAACGGGGUCCUGAAACAUUACGCGAAGUUUCUUUCCAGACUGCUUUUGGUCGAGACCUGCAUGACGCUUACGAAUGGGCUCUGAGUUAUAAGCGUACAAACGAUCUGACUCACUUGAAUCAAGCUUGGGAUAUCUACUACAGUGUAUUCAGAAGAAUCACUAGGCAACUGCCUCAAUUGCAAUCGCUCGAUUUGCAAUACGUAUCUCCCAAGCUUAUGGCUGCUCAUGAUUUGUCACUAGCUGUUCCGGGUACCUAUGUUCCUGGAAAACCAGUUAUCAGUAUUGUCAAAUUUGACCCUAUUUUCUCAGUUAUCUCGUCUAAACAGAGACCAAGAAAGGUUACUAUCAAGGGUAGUGAUGGAAAAGAAUACCAAUAUGUACUCAAGGGUCACGAAGAUAUUCGCCAAGACAACCUGGUCAUGCAAUUGUUCGGUUUGGUUAAUACACUACUUGCUGACGAUCCAGAGUGCUUUAAGAGGCAUCUUAACAUUCAACGUUAUGCAGCUAUUCCUCUAUCACCCAAGUCUGGUCUACUAGGAUGGGUACCUCACAGUGAUACCUUCCAUUAUUUGAUCAGAGAAUAUCGUGAAAAUAAGAUUCUGUUGAAUAUUGAGCACCGUAUCAUGUUACAGAUGGCACCAGACUACGAGAACUUGACACACAUCCAAAAGAUCGAAGUGUUUACUCAUGCUCUUGACAACACGCGUGGUCAAGAUCUCUAUAGAGUCCUAUGGCUCAAGAGUAGAUCUUCAGAGGCUUGGCUUGAUCGUCGUACACAAUACACGCGGUCAUUGGCCGUCAUGUCGAUGGUGGGCUAUAUUCUUGGCCUGGGUGAUAGACAUCCUUCUAAUCUGAUGAUGGACAGAUAUACAGGUAAAGUCAUUCAUAUUGAUUUUGGUGACUGUUUUGAAGCGGCCAUCUUGCGUGAGAAGUUCCCUGAAAAGGUUCCGUUUAGAUUAACUAGAAUGUUAACUUACGCAAUGGAGGUGUCUGGUAUUGAAGGAAGUUACCGUAUCACAUGUGAAAAUGUUAUGAGGUUGUUACGCGAUAAUAGUGAGUCCUUGAUGGCUAUUCUCGAAGCAUUUGCAUAUGAUCCUUUGAUCAACUGGGGUUUCGAUAUUCCUGCCAAUGCAAAAGCAGAUAAAACAUUGGUCCCAGUUCCUCCCGCAACUGACCAAACUGUAGAACGCAGGGCCAGUGUAUCGUCAUCGAAUAACCCGAAUAAUAUUGUUGAUCCUGCAGAAUUGCGAAGAAGAACGAUCGUCAACGAUAACGAGGCUUCAAAGGUUGAGGAGACAAUCCAACAAUCAGAGGUUCGUACUGCUCGUGCUCAACUGGUUUUGAGACGUAUCACCGAUAAACUGACUGGUAAUGAUUUCAAGAGGUUCCACAAUCUUGACACACCAAACCAAGUUGACAGGCUGAUCAAACAAGCAACGAACAUUGAAAACUUGUGCCAACAUUUCGUCGGAUGGUGCUCUUUCUGGUAG